CAAACGCUCAGGACUGCAACCCUUCUUUCAAGUGCGGCAAGGAUGCCAUAAUGAUGGCAUUCAAAAAGCGGCAGGCCCAGGAAUGAAAAGGAAGAGAGAAGAAAGCCAUGGAAGCAUCUGAUUCUGCAAGCUUGUGAAGGAGAUGCGUUUGGAGCUUAGCUCAUGGGGGGAGGAAAAAGGAGAGGAAGAAAAAGAAAGUGGGCUCUGUAUCUUUGCCAAAUCCAGUGAAAAGAAAUUCUCCAGAAGAUGGCUCACUAUCUGGCCGAAUAUGUUCCAUAAGAAUAUAUCCGCGUCCUUCUCUAUCCACUUUCUUUUCGUUUCCCCUUUUCAAAGUUGCAGCUCUUUCGCUGGCCAAAAAGAAACGUUACAGGCCCAUCUUUCCUCUGUUAUUCCCAUCAAUGCUUUUGAACUUCCGCGCCAGGAUCUUCUCCUUUCGGUUUGCUUUCCGCUUUAUUUAAUAUAGUCAGAGAACGAGGUCUAAGGUACUGGUGCUUCGGCUUACAAUGGCGAAUCACUAGGGGGUUAGGACUAAUUGCCGUUCGACUCGUUGAUCGGCGCGGUUUACCACCUUAACCUCGACUCGGGUCCUACCUAGGCAGUUUUAUAAGGAGCAAUAGGAUUUUCGAAUGCCCCCGUGAGGACAGAGAUAAAUAGAAGCCUUGAGCUUUGAAGCGGAAGGCCAAAUCAUCUUUUUAGUUCCCUGGCUGUCUCUUUCCUCAAUCCCCCCAAGACAUGAAGGAAAUACAAAGCCUCUGUACGUCCCAAGCUUCGACUUCCACAGCCACCAUAAUGGAUAAAUCCUCCUAUGCUGGACUCGGAGGCCGAGCCAUCGACCGCCACAACCCCAUCAUCGCCGAUUCGAGGAGACUGACCUCCAAACAAUCGCCCGCUUCUGCAGCACAUGCGGCUUCUCAUGAACCACCAAUUCAGCUGAAGCCGCACCACCAUCAGCUUCAGAACAUCGGCAAGAAAGGCUCUUCCAAGCCAACUCCUCGUGAUCAAAGCAAGACGUCACCAAAAUCGAAUGAAGGCCGAAAAGAUUUCACCAAGGAAAAAUCUUUGAAACAGAAGGAUGCUAUCAAAAAGACAAUUGCCCUUCCCGGUGACCUUUGCACCCCUCCUAGUUCCUCCAGAUAUCUGUUAAGUGACACCGUUCUAAUCAGUGACGACUCGGUUUUAACUUCGGUUUUGGAUGAGCACAAGAAGAGCCAGCCUUCGGAUCAACUUGACCGAUUCGUCAAUUCCAAUCCCUCAUCCUCUUCUCGCUCAAAACCCACUUCAGACCAGGUUGUCGUAUUGAGGGUCUCGCUGCACUGUCGAGGGUGCGAAGGAAAAGUUAGAAAACAUCUGUCCAAGAUGGCCGGAGUGACAUCCUUCAACAUAGAUUCUGCAGCAAAGAAAGUGACGGUGGUAGGAGAUGUGACGCCUUUGAGUGUCCUGGCAAGUGUUUCCAAGGUGAAAACCGCUAGGUUCUGGCCGUUUGCCCCAGCAGUGUCCUCGACCAAUGGAUCGGACGGCAGAAUCUGAAUGCUGGAAGAAAUAACAGUGUUCCUACAUUGUAAAUUGCCCAAAGCGAGAUGAAAUGUACACUGUAUAUUGCGCUAAGCAUAAUGGACUUGCCCCAUUUUUCUCUAUGAAAGUCACUGGAGGCAUCACUCAA
Molecule: messenger RNA, 1660 nt
Organism: Eucalyptus grandis
Lineage: Eukaryota; Viridiplantae; Streptophyta; Magnoliopsida; Myrtales; Myrtaceae
Exons: 3
Coding region: 733-1527 (264 amino acids)
Molecular function (GO): metal ion binding
Source: RefSeq, a predicted model, not a curated record